Racocetra persica is the source of this 170-nucleotide messenger RNA. NCBI's taxonomy places the organism in Eukaryota, Fungi, Glomeromycota, Glomeromycetes, Diversisporales, Gigasporaceae. The record is from the annotation of a GenBank genome assembly.
AUGUCUACACAUUCAGGUGAUUUAAUCGAUGGUACUAAAAAGGAAGCUGAGAUCAUAAACGAUUCAAGUGAAUUUGUUACAAAGGAAGAAGAAAAAAUAUUAGUAAAAAAGCUUGAUCUAAGACUCAUUCCUUUGGUUUUUGUUAUUAAUAUUCUUAGCUUCCUGGAUAG